Perca fluviatilis (European perch) is the source of this 951-nucleotide messenger RNA. RefSeq lists its product as uncharacterized. Gene Ontology annotation, biological process: response to bacterium. The record is from RefSeq and is a predicted model, not a curated record. The coding region runs from base 1 to 951 and encodes 316 amino acids. NCBI's taxonomy places the organism in Eukaryota, Metazoa, Chordata, Actinopteri, Perciformes, Percidae. The transcript has 5 exons.
AUGUACCCGCAAGAAAAAUUGGCAUUCAACAAACUUAUUUUGGAUCAGACUUGCUUCUGGAACCUUUCCAGAAUUUUAGGAGGAACAAUAGCCUAUGAUUUUGAUGUUUUUGAGACUCGUCGCAUUACAGCAAAACAAGAGCCUGGCGCAUUUGUUCUACACAUUACCAACACACAGAUAAGCGAUACUGCAGUCUACUACUGUAUCAAAGUCAGAAAAAGCAACAUGACAUUUUCAAAAGGAAUAUUUCUGAGAAUCAAAGGACCAGAACCUGAUAUCACUGCCGUCAAUCUGGAGUUUCCAUCUGUUCCAGUCGGUCCACGAGACUCAGUGACUCUCCAGUGUUUAGUCCUCUCUGGCUCAGAGAACAAGACGUGUCCAGAAGAACACAGUGUGUUCUGGUUCAGAGCCGGAUCAGAUAAAUCUCAUCCCAGUUUAAUUUACGCCCAAGGAAACAAUAAUGAUGGAUGUGAGAAGAGUCCCGAAGCUCUCUCUCCACAGAAAUGUAUCUACAGCUUCUACAAGAACGUCAGCUCUUCUGACGCUGGGACUUAUUACUGUGCUGUGGCCACAUGUGGAGAGAUAUUAUUUGGAAAUGGAAUAAAACUGGACAGUGAAGUUUCAGUUGUUGGCACGUGUGAUUCACAGAACAACAACACAAUUCUCUUUCUGCUGUGUGCUGCUUUGGCUAUAGGUCUAGUAGUUAUAGCCUUCCUUGUUUAUGCCAUCAGGAAUAAAUCCUGUAAUUGUUGCAACGCUGCCGUGACUCUGCAAACAAAUGCUGCAACAGCCAGCGAUAAUCAGCAAAGUGAGCAGAGCCAUGAUGACUCUUUGGUUUAUUGUACUUACCGGCUUUACCAGGGAGAAAAGCCCGACGACGCAGGGAGAAAAAAUGCAACAGCAAAGGAUGAGACGAUCUACAGUGAUGUUAGGGCUUUUGCAACACGCUAA